UGUGACGUGUUUUUGACCCGAAUCGCCUCGAGAGUCAAACCAGAGUAGCUCGAGCUCCUGACCCGGUUAACCGAGGCCACCCCCGCAGACAUGUCCACGGACCCAGAGCUGUACGACUGCAUCGUGAUCGGAGCCGGGGUCCAGGGCUCCUUCACGGCCUACAGUCUGGCCAAGAGGGGCAAGAGGACUCUGCUUCUGGAGCAGUUCGUCCUCCCGCACACUAGGGGGAGCUCUCAUGGACAGACGCGGAUCAUCAGAAAAGCCUAUCCGGAGGACUUCUACGCUCACAUGAUGGAGGAGAGCUACCAGCUGUGGGCGGAGGUCGAGAAGGAGGCCGGGGUCAAACUCUACAGGCAGACUGGUCUCCUGGUGAUGGGUCCAGAGAACAGCGACAGUUACCUGAAGAUAAAGGACACGCUGCUCUGGUCCAAAACCCCCACCGUGAGCCUCUCUCCGGGGGAAUUCAACUCCCACAUCCCCAACAUGAAGCUGGCUCCUGGAGACGCGGCCAUCGUGGACGUGAACGCGGGGGUGCUGUACGCUGACAGAGCUCUGAAGACCGCACAGGACCAGUUUAAGAAGUUCGGCGGCGUCCUCAGAGACCAGGAGAAGGUCGUGGACAUUAAUCCGGGUCCCAUCGUCACGGUAACGACCUCUGCCAAAUCGUAUCGAGCGAAGAGCGUGGUGAUCACCGCGGGACCCUGGGCCAACCGCGUGCUGGCCUCCACUGGACUGCAGCUCCCCCUAAAGGUGGUGAGGAUAAACGUGUGUUAUUGGAAAGAGAAGACCCCCGGAUCGUACCACGUGAAGAACCGGUUCCCCUGUUUCCUGCUGACGGAGGGAGAGGAGUCCCAGGUGCACAUCUACGGUCUGCCCUCCAACGAGUAUCCAGGACUGGUCAAGAUCUGCCUCCACACGGGGAGCCCCACAGACCCGGACCACAGGGACCGACAGACCGACCGCUCAGACGUGGACAUCCUCCGCAGAUACGUGUCCCGCUCCAUCCCGGGACUGGAGCCGGAGCCCGCCAUCGUCGAGAGCUGCAUGUAUACGAUGACUCCAGACGAUCACUUCGUCCUCGACGUUCAUCCUCAGCACAGAAACAUUGUGAUUGGAGCUGGAUUCUCGGGUCACGGGUUCAAAUUUGGACCAAUCAUUGGGAAGAUUCUGUGUGAGCUGAGUCUGGGGGAGGUACCGACCUACGACCUUUCACCUUUUAGGAUUCGCCGUUUCCAGGGACAGUCCAAAUCCGCUCUGUGAACAACGACGUGACGCCAACAUGGAGGAAGUGUUUGAAACCAGACAAGACUAAUUUACACGUGAAGAGCCAGAGAUCGUUUAUAAUGAAAUAAAGUCAUUUUAAAUAGAUUUAACUUGAUUUACUUCUGUAUUUCAGACUAUUUUUCAUAUUAAAGGCGUAUUAUGUAACUUUUCUGGGCUCGCAGGAAGUUAGUUACCAUAGAAACAUUAUCGCUUGGACUGUAAUGUUCCAAAUUAUGGCAUUAAACUUAUUCACUUUCCAUGUUUUAUUGCUUUGUAAACGUUCAUUCUUACAGUGAUUGGGCUCGCCUCUCCGCAGAUCUGACCUGUAACUUGCCCGUGUAGAGUCAUAUUUUGUCUCCAUGGAGAUAGAUACGCUGAAUGUCAUAAUGCGGAACUUUUAAGUCGAAGCGUUAACAUCUCCAUAGAGACAAACAGGUUGCAAAGCGAGUCUCCGUCAGAAAAGUGACAAAGUGCAGCUUUAGUGUUCCCUAAUCGUGUUUAAAGGUGUUUUGAAAGUUCCGCAGUAUGGCAUUAGACUUACCUCUACCUACUUACAGUGAGAGUGAGGUCUCCUCUUCAGGGAUCUGACCUGUGACUCGGCCCGGUGGCGUCAGCUGCUUGUUUCCACGGUGACAGUCAAGUAAUGAAAUCUCAGUUUAAGGCAGCAGACCCAACACUAGAAAAGUUACACAGUGCAGCUUUAAGGAAAUUCAAAUAAAAACUAAAUAUAAAGGUUUACAAAUUUGACAUAUGAAUUGUAAUAUCUGUAAAACGUUUUAGCUUUUAAUCUUUUAAAUAUUGUAAAUGUGUAAAAUGU
Messenger RNA from Periophthalmus magnuspinnatus, 2080 nucleotides. RefSeq names its product pipecolic acid oxidase (gene pipox). The record is from RefSeq and is a predicted model, not a curated record. Gene Ontology annotation, molecular function: L-pipecolate oxidase activity; flavin adenine dinucleotide binding; sarcosine oxidase activity. The transcript is spliced from 8 exons. Lineage: Eukaryota; Metazoa; Chordata; Actinopteri; Gobiiformes; Gobiidae. The coding region runs from base 91 to 1260 and encodes 389 amino acids. Gene Ontology annotation, cellular component: peroxisome.